AAAAUUCGCCCCCCAAAAUUCCCCCUCUAAAAGUUUCCCCCAAAAUUUUCUAAAAAUUCAGAAGGCAGUAACAUGAUGCUCAUCUGUCUACCUCUUUCCAAAAGUACUGAAAAAAUUUUCCCCAUCCCCAAUUCGUUUUCCUCCCCCAUAGUUUCGUUGAACUCGGCUUCCGCGCUGCUUCUAUUACCGAAGCAACACCACUAUUGUAUCCUGGGUUGACUGGUAUGGUGUUCUCUUUCUUUUGUUUGGAUGAUUCGCUGCUAUUUUCUCACUUCAUACUUCGUCUUUUUAAUUUUUUUCUUUUGAUUUGAUAUUAAUAUACCCGAACAGCUAAACUUUACUCGAGAUCGAUAAUCUUCUGUUGUUCGAGAUGAGCGGUAAGAUCUCUUCUUGCGAUUGCACAGUCAUGACGAUGAGAGUUUUAUGAGAAAAUUUGUUUUUCUCAGUUCAGUUGUUAACGUUGACUCCUAAAACCCUAGACAUCGAAGAAAUUUGUGAAUUUUUCGUUCUUGCUUAGGAUUCAGCGGGCAAUAAAUUGUGAUUAUAUUAUCUUUACCAAUACUAAUCUAGAAAUCACUAUUUUUCUUCUAACAUUGUGUCAUUUUUUGCUAUGAAAUAUUAACCAAUCAUAAAAAAUUUCUGGUGUGCAUUUGUUAAUUAUGCUAAUUAAGCACAGGGGAAAACUAACAGAGUUAUAAAUUCUUAUUAAGCUAUAAGGAAUAUCUGUGUUUAUCUCUAUUAUCUUCUGAAUGUUAAAUUUUACAUUUCAACACAUGCUUCAUUGUCACGAGAGGUCUUGUUUAUGGUAAAAUUGGAUACAGACCUUCAAGAAUCUCCUACAACCGAACUGCUGGGCAUUGUACAUUUUACUGUAUUGUUGUUGUAAAUGGGUGAAGGAGAAGAGAAAUGGUGUGUGGUGACUGGUGGAAGAGGCUUUGCUGCUCGGCAUUUAGUGGAAAUGCUGAUUCGUUAUGAAAUCCAUCAUGUCCGCAUUGCUGAUUUGGGUCCAUCCAUUAAACUUGAGCCUGCUGAGGAAAAAGCUUGUGAAGGAGCUGAGGUUGUCUUCCACAUGGCUGCUCCAGAUUCAUCAAUCAACAACCACCAGCUCCACUAUUCAGUUAAUGUGCAAGGAGGGCCUUAGGAGGACAAUUGAGUCCUAUCCACAUUUGAGAGCUGAACUAGUGCCAGGAAAGAAAGGUCCUUCUAAGUCAUCUGCAUCUCUUUGGAUGUUCUUCCUCAUGGUAAUUUCUAUUUCAUAAUAUCCAUUUCUUGUGAGAGCAAAACUGUGAUAGACUGAUGGUGACACCUUACUAUUUAAUUUCAGCAGGUAAUACAAAGCCAUGGUCUUUUUCUCAUAUGGUUAUGAAUUGAAUAGGCAUGCCUUUUCUGAUAAAAUACAUACGAAUUAUCAUAUGAAAUUCUUUACCUUUUCUGUCAAUGUAUUGCAGCCUCACCUAUCUGGAUGUUGAUCCAGCAGAUCCAAGAUCACCUUCACUCUCGCUGUGCUCGGACGUGACUUAACUUGUGUGGCCUUAUCAAUGGCAAUUGGCCUACCAACUGCAGCUGCGAUGGACAUUAAAGGUUUGCUUGCAAACAAGUCAGGUGACAGAUUUGGAAGCGAUGGACAUGCAUGUUAUUGAUUUCUAUCUAAUUACUUAUUUUAUUUUGAGUUUGUAGGAAAAUUCUGGUGAGCAAAUUGGAAAUGGUAGCCACAAGGCAAUGUGAUUUGUUGGAGUUUAAUGAUGAAGACCUUGGACAAUUAUAAUUUUUGUUAUUCCUAAUACUAUAAUAAUUACGACUGCUUUUGUAAGUUAAUUGUUAGCAUGUACAUUGAAGCAAUUUGCUUUAUUCGGUGAUGUAUUACACACAAGAUUUAUUCAUUUUUGAAGUUAAUUGCAAGUAUAUGCAUUU
This is a messenger RNA of Nicotiana attenuata, 1911 nucleotides long. RefSeq names its product 3beta-hydroxysteroid-dehydrogenase/decarboxylase-like. The record is from RefSeq and is a predicted model, not a curated record. The coding region runs from base 972 to 1259 and encodes 95 amino acids. Lineage: Eukaryota; Viridiplantae; Streptophyta; Magnoliopsida; Solanales; Solanaceae. The transcript has 3 exons.